AUGGCCCCUGCCACCUCGGGUGGCCCCCUGUGGUCGCCUGCCCGUCGCGGGGCUCUGCCCGGUUACGAGACCGCGUUGCCUGCCGGGAGUUGUAGUUUCCUAUCCUAUCUCUUCACUUUCGCCACCACCACCACGCGCCUCCCGGUCUUGUCUCCCCUUGCGGUUACGGGACCGCGUUGCCUGCCGGGAGUUGUAGUCCCCCACCCUAUCCUAUUACUUUCCCCCACCCCGCGCCUCCCGGUCUUGUUUCCCGUGCCGUCACGGGAUAGAGCAGUCGGUGACAGCUCCAGUGCGCCCACACCGCUCCUAUGGCCCAGCCGGACCGAUUCAGACUCGGACACUGAGGGAGGAGCCACUGGCGGAGAGGUGAAAAUGGAAUUCCUACGGGACUUAUUCUCCCAUGCCCUGGGCUUGGGCUCCCAGAAAGAGCGGCUACUGGACGAGCUGACCAUUGAAGGAGUGACCCGCUACAUGCAGAGCGAGCGCUGUCGCGGGGUCGUCUGUUUGGUGGGAGCCGGAAUCUCCACGUCUGCGGGCAUCCCUGAUUUCCGCACCCCGUCCACUGGCAUCUACGCCCUUUUGGAGAAGUUCCACCUUCCCUACCCGGAGGCCAUCUUUGACAUUAGCUACUUUAAGAAACAUCCAGAACCCUUCUUUGCCCUCGCCAAGGAGGUCUAUCCCGGGCAGAUCAAGCCGACUGUCUGCCACUACUUCAUGCGCCUGCUGAAGGAGAAGGGGCUGCUGCUGCGCUGCUACACACAGAACGUGGACAUGCUGGAGCGAGUGGCGGGGCUGGAGCCCCAGGACGUGGUGGAGGCCCACGGCACCUUCUACACGUCACACUGCAUCAGCUCCUCCUGCGGACAGGAGUACGACCUGAGCUGGAUGAAAGAGAAGGUCUUCUCAGAAGGAGUUCCCAAGUGUGAGAAAUGUCAGAGUUUGGUCAAGCCUGAUAUCGUGUUUUUCGGUGAGACUCUCCCAUCACGUUUCUUCUCCUGCAUGCAGUCAGAUUUCGCAAAGGUGGACCUCCUCAUCAUCAUGGGCACCUCUCUGCAGGUGCAGCCCUUCGCCGCCCUCAUCAGCAAGGCACCACUGUCCACCCCGCGGCUGCUCAUCAACAAGGAGAAGACGGGCCAGACGGACCCCUUCCUGGGCAGGAUGAUGGGCUUGGGAAGUGACAUGGAUUUUGACUCCAAGAAGGCUUACAGGGACGUGGCCUGGAUAGGCGACUGUGACCAAGGCUGCCUGGCCCUCGCUGACCUCCUGGGAUGGAAGAAGGAGCUGGAAGACCUUGUCCGGAAGGAGCAUGCCCGCAUAGACGCACAAGCAGGCCCACAGGCCCCCAACCCCAGCACCACCACCUCCCCGGGAAAGUCCCCACCUCCUGCCAAGACCAGAGAGGGAGAGCAGCACCAGUGACCAGCACCUCCUGAGCCGGCAGCAGAGUCCCAGCCAGCACUGGUCCCCCUAACACGUGGCUUGUGUGGGGCUCAGUAUAUCCGUCAUUCUCUUAACUACUUUCUUUAAACCAGGGGUCCCAACUCAAUCCCAGAAAGUUCUAAUACACCUGAGGGCUGAGGCCUGUGCAGCCCAUCUCUUAACAGCCCGCAGCCUCUAACCACCCAGGGCAAAAAAGCAACCUACCCUAACUUCUAAGUACUCCUGGAGGUCAGGUUACCCCCCCCCCCAA
This is a messenger RNA of Acomys russatus (golden spiny mouse), 1690 nucleotides long. It is a transcript of the gene Sirt2, whose product is annotated as sirtuin 2. Gene Ontology annotation, molecular function: NAD+ binding. The transcript is spliced from 16 exons. Bases 1 to 1419 code for a protein of 472 amino acids. Lineage: Eukaryota; Metazoa; Chordata; Mammalia; Rodentia; Muridae. The record is from RefSeq and is a predicted model, not a curated record.